Messenger RNA from Macrosiphum euphorbiae (potato aphid), 453 nucleotides. Lineage: Eukaryota; Metazoa; Arthropoda; Insecta; Hemiptera; Aphididae. The record is from the annotation of a GenBank genome assembly.
AUGGAAAAAAGAGGACAUUCAAAAUUGGUUGAAGUCGAAAAGUGUGGUUUUAGACAAACCAAUGAUAAAAUUCGAUUACUUGACAUGGUAAAUGAAAUUAGACCUCGCCAUGAUAAAUAUGUAAUCGACGAAGAAGCCUUGAAAGUAAAUAAACUUGUAUUGCGUUUGCCACCUUACCACUGCGAACUUAACCCGAUUGAACUUGCGUGGUCUGUUGUGAAAAAUCACGUCAAGCAAAAUAACACAUCGUUUAAGUUAAACGAUGUUCGAAUACUACUGAACGAAGGAGUUAAGAAAGUGACGUCUGAAAUGUGGGCCAAUUUCGUAAGUCACACCAUAAAAGAAGAGGACAAAUUUUAUGACAUCGAUAUAAUUUCUGACAGAAUGAUGAAUGAUGAGGAUCAUAUAAUGACAAUCACUGGUGACACUUCGUCUGAUUUUUCUGACGAGUAA